Molecule: messenger RNA, 1447 nt
Organism: Cololabis saira (Pacific saury)
Lineage: Eukaryota; Metazoa; Chordata; Actinopteri; Beloniformes; Belonidae
Gene: tafa3a
Product: TAFA chemokine like family member 3a
Exons: 5
Coding region: 451-849 (132 amino acids)
Molecular function (GO): receptor ligand activity
Source: RefSeq, a predicted model, not a curated record
CGGCUGUUCUCUCAUCCCCCUGUACACCUCAAAUCCAUUUCUCAAACUGCACGAAGCCGUUGUCAACUGUACCCGGCAAUGUGGACGGAGGAUUGUGAAAAAAACACACUCUGCUUGAAUCCAGAAAGUAUGCGCGACCGUCCGGCGCUGUGGCGGAGGGGAAGUUGCGACUCACAGCUGGAGGACCGGCAACUUUUAUAGACUUUCAAGUCCACUGCGUGCAAGUAGCCAAUAACCACAGUUCAGACUUUUCUUUUUUUUUUCUUUUUCCAUUGACUCCCGGAUUGCGGAGAUUGUGGAGAGCUUUGAUAUUAGAGCACUGUGUUUAGGUUAUGUGUUGCACAAGGAAAUGGCAAAUCAUUGACGAACAGGUUUCUGAUGUCUGUGGCUGGCAAUGGAGAAUAAUUAACAGGGACGUUUCCCGGGAUUAACUGACAGAAGAACGACAGAAUGCGGGAGAGGGACCUGCAGAGCAUCUGCAGUAGGGUGCUGCUGCUGACCAUCUGUAUGGUGUCGCUCUGGGGACAAAUGGCCAGUGCAUCAUCACAUCGAAGCCACAUAGUUCACGUGAAAGCAGGAACCUGCGAGGUAAUUGCUGCGCACCGAUGCUGCAACAAGAACAAGAUCGAAGAGCGAUCCCAAACUGUCAAAUGCUCCUGCUUCCCUGGACAGGUGGCGGGAACAACGAGAGCGGCUCCAUCUUGCGUAGACGCAUCAAUAGUUGCACAGAAGUGGUGGUGCCAGAUGCAUCCCUGCAUGGAUGGAGAGGAGUGUAAAGUGCUGCCAGAUCUGAAAGGAUGGAGCUGCAGUACAGGGAACAAAGUUAAGACAACUAAGGUCACCCGAUAGUCGUGUAUUUCAAGGACAACCUUAUUUGGAACUAGAUAUCAUUUCUUUGACCAACGCAGUAGGACAUUUGGAUACCAUGUGAUUUAAGGAUUGGUGGAAACAAGGGACCAACAAGGACAGUAAUCACGGACAUUCCAGUGAACGGGAGGAAGAAAAGUACCAGGGAGCUCCAUUUGAAACUCAAUAGCCAAACAGAUUACUGGCCUUUGAUUUAGCAUCAACAGUAGCUAUCUCUGCUGCCCACCAGAUCUCUCUUUGUAUUAUAGUUAUAUUCCUAUGGACUACGAGACUUAACCAUGAAGUUAUCUAUUGACUCGAAGACUGCAGAGUGCCCCAGAAAGACAAAAUCACCCGGAAAACAAAAUCAUGUGAUGUGAAACUUUUGUGCCACUUCUUGCCACACAGAGCCCUUGGACUCCUGGCACAUAUCUGUGUGGAUGAUCUUGUGAGAUAAUAAGCAUUUCCAUUCUUUUUAGCCUUAUGGAGCAGAUAUCUGUUCUGUUUCUUUGUGUUGAAUGGAGGGAGUCUAGCUUUUUUUUUUUUUUUAGUUCUAGUAUGUCAACUCUUAUUUUCAAAAACAAAGGACAAAGCAUUCAAU